AACACCAAAAGUCAGUCGAUGAUGGGCCGCGAUACUUGAAACAUCCGUCGUGUGAUCGGUGUCGUCGUCGCAGUUUGUGAGCGAUCGGAGGGAAAUUGUAACAGCGACUUUGGGCAUCCUUAACAAGUGAUUCUAGUAUUUGGAACUCUGUGAAGUCUGAUUGCAUUCGAAGAAACGACAGUCAUUUUGGGAGCAUAUGCUGGACAUAUGUACGUGACAAUGCUUAAAAUUUUCAAUUGGAUCCAGUUUGGUAAGACGCACGCCGUGAUCGCGAUGUUUUUGAAUCCGAUGAAAUUUAUUUAAAUGAAGGCGAGGGAGGAAGUAUUGACAGUUGGUCCAUUUCUAUUCAGCUUCGUUUCAGUCAGUGGUUAGAUACAAAACAAAGAGUUUGUUUAUCCGGUUUACUAGCCGCAAGUGAAUAAUGGUAGCGUGAAUUUAAUCGACCUGAACCGACGACGACGGAUGAGAAAAGCAAAAGCAACAGCAGCCGUUCACAGUAAUGUGGUUUCCGAACUACAACAGCGUGUGCCAAAAGCUGCAUAGAUUAGUCUAAAUAACGACCGGUUGAACAGGUUGACUGCCAAAAAAAAUUCGCCGGUUUUUUGUUUUUCACCCACGAAAGAAUGCUUCAUACGAUAAUUAGUGUUCACCGAAAUCUGCAGUCUAUCACCAGAUGAAAAGUGUGUUCAAGUGACGAAACGAUCAAAUCGAUACUAGCGAUAGGAAAUAGUGUACAACCCUCGAUAUGAAGUUACGGGCAGAAGUUUGGGCGCCAACGAUGGCGUUCACCAUUAUUGUCCUUGUUGGAGUGAUUUUCAGUGUUCCUGGAGCGCUAGGAUAUCUGGAAGAUCGACCUCCGGUUUACUUGGAAGCUAAAGUUGGAUCCUAUGUGGUGUUCAACUGUCCAGUGGAUUUUCCCAAAAAUGAUCCGAUCCCGUAUGUGCUGCAUUGGAAUAAGGAUAACAAACCCGUAUUCACUCUGUACGAUGGUGUCCUAAAUUCCUACGGAUCGUUUAUCGGCCGGGUAACGUUGCUGAACAACGAUGCCGUUUAUGGCAAAGCUUCCCUCAACUUAACCUCGAUUCGUGAGAGUGACAACGGAUGGUAUGAAUGCAAGGUGAUCUUCCCGAAUCGAGUCCCCAACAAACGGAACAACGGAACCUGGUUCCACAUAUCAGUGCUGGGUGGCACACUUUUGAAAAUACCCCCGGUAAAUUCAACCGUAAUGGAAGGUGAUGCUGCCUUCUUCCAUUGUGUAGCUCAGAAUAUUGAAACCAUGUUUAUCGAAUGGUAUAAGGACAAUGUCUCGCUUCUGGAGAUGUACGACCUAAUACACCGAUCGACCUUUGGCCCCGAUGGAAGUCUGACUAUUAAUCCUACACAGAUGAGCGAUCUUGGGUUCUACAAAUGCGUGGUACGUAACGUCCUCAACGAUACGCAAGAUGCUACGGCGUUUUUGAAUGUUCAGUACAAAGCUAAAGUAAUAUAUGCCCCGAAGGAAGUCUAUCUACCGUUUGGUGAUCCGGCGGUGUUGGAUUGUCACUUCCGGUCCAACCCGCCGUUGACAAAUCUACGCUGGGAGAAGGAUGGUUUCUUGUUUGAUCCAUACAACGUGCAGGUAAGCGAGGAACCAGAGGACAACAUUCUCAGACCGACAAAUACUGCAUUUCAGGGUGUGUACUACAAACGCAACGGAAGCAUCUACUUCGAGAAGGUCGAUGACUCCCAUGCCGGAAAGUACUCGUGCACCCCAUACAACGAUCUGGGAACGGAUGGACCGUCGCCGAUUAUCCAGGUGGUUGUUCAGAAGCCACCGAAGUUUACCUUGAAACCGAAAUUGCUGUACGUGACCAAGAUAGGAUCAUCGGUAGAGAUGCACUGUGAUGCGAAGGACCGGGACGGGAUGCAUACGCCACAGAUCAGCUGGAUCAAGAGAGACGGAAGUCUGCUUCCCCACGGAAGGUAUCAGGUUAACGGAGGAAACAUUACCAUCGAAAACAUUGUCGAGGCCGAUCGAGGGAUCUACGCUUGCCAGGCCACAAAUGAAGCGGCCACCAUCUAUGCCGAUGCAGAAAUCAUGAUUGAGAACGUUUCACCACGAGCACCUUACAAUCUGACGGGAAACAGCACCGAUACGGCUAUCACACUAAGGUGGGCUCCAGGAUACAUCCGGCAAUAUCUGGAGUACAUCAUCUGGUAUCGACUAGCGGAGGCACCCGAGUGGAGAACCUUCAAGGUUAGCAAUAAGCAUACGAUGGAGGCUACUAUCACAAAUUUGCAACCAGCCAAGGAGUACGAGUUUAUGGUACUUUGCCAGGAUAGCUACGGAGACGGGAUGUUCAGCAAGGCCUUCCGAUAUUUCACAAAGCCAAAGGAAUUCGAACAACCGGAAACGUUCCAGGAUACGCUGCUCCAGUUUAACCAAAUCGGAUCCCCCAUGAACCUCACGAUUGAGAAGAAACACGGAAACUACGAAGCCCGGUGGCUUCCGCCAGAGCUCGGGCUGGAUCAACUGCGGUUCUACAUUCUGCGGUGGUGGAUCGAGCCUCAGCAUAAACUUCACGGAAGCAUAACGACCCCCGAGAAUAGCUUGAUUCUUGAAAACCUGGACGAGGACGAGAUGUAUACGUUCCAGGUAUUUGCGUUGUCUACCACAAACUAUACCAGCGGAAGUAACGAAGUCGAGAUGUACAUCUAUCCGUAUCGGAAGGUCAAGGUGAUGACGGUUGGUGGAGCCUUGUUGUUGAUCAUCUGCCUGGCAGUGAUAUCGAUGCUGCUUUAUAUGAAAAGGAACCGAAUCAAAAAGCUGCGAGAGGCAGAAAACGUUAAGAUUUAGGAGAAGCUUCUAGAGUACCUUAGCGGGAGAAUUAGAAAGUUGCAUCAAAGAAUCUAUCGUAAACCACUCUCUGUUCAAUAGCUUGUAGAGCACGGAAUCGCUGUUUCUGAGUGCUUUGUGAGAUAAGUCGAACUAAAAUCAGUAUUUUGUUUUCAAUAAAGCAAGUUUCAAUGACAGUGUUAUGGAGAA
Uranotaenia lowii is the source of this 3025-nucleotide messenger RNA. RefSeq names its product protein borderless (gene bdl). Gene Ontology annotation, biological process: dendrite self-avoidance; homophilic cell-cell adhesion; axon guidance. Lineage: Eukaryota; Metazoa; Arthropoda; Insecta; Diptera; Culicidae. The record is from RefSeq and is a predicted model, not a curated record. Gene Ontology annotation, molecular function: cell-cell adhesion mediator activity. Gene Ontology annotation, cellular component: axon; plasma membrane. Bases 746 to 2836 code for a protein of 696 amino acids. The transcript has 7 exons.